Cornus florida is the source of this 4152-nucleotide messenger RNA. Its product is annotated as putative disease resistance RPP13-like protein 1. Gene Ontology annotation, molecular function: ADP binding. The transcript has 3 exons. The coding region runs from base 99 to 3452 and encodes 1117 amino acids. Gene Ontology annotation, biological process: defense response to other organism. The record is from RefSeq and is a predicted model, not a curated record. NCBI's taxonomy places the organism in Eukaryota, Viridiplantae, Streptophyta, Magnoliopsida, Cornales, Cornaceae.
UAUUGAAGAGCUAAUCACAUCUAUUCUCUGUUGCACUCACUCAUCUAUUCUCUCUCUCUCUCUCUCACCCCUCUCUUCCAACUUGCAGCAGAAAUAAAAUGGCUGAAGCCUUGGUCUCAGCUUCCCUUCAAGUGCUAUUUGAUCGGAUCGCCUCUCGCGACUUCAUUAACUUGUUUUCAGGACGAAAAGAUGGUGAUAGACUCCUAAAGAAGCUGAAGGCAACCUUGGGAGCCCUUGGGGCAGUGGUGAAUGAUGCGGAGGACAAGCAGUUCAGUAGCCGAGCAGUUGAGGAUUGGCUUGAUGAGCUUAAAGAUGCAGUCUACCAUGCUGAUGACUUACUGGAUGAGAUCGCCACCAGAGCCUUGCAAAUCAAGCUGAAUUCCCAGGGCAGCAGAAAUCAGGUACGGGACAUCGUCUCCACUUUUACUUCUCCAUUUAAUGAAGGAAUAGAGUCCAGAAUAGAGGAGAUCCUCGAAACCUUGGAUUAUUUUGUCAAACAAAAGGAUAUCCUUGGUUUGAAAGGCGAUGUCGGUGGAAGGAAACAAUCACAAAGACAACAAACAACUUCUCUAGUAGAUGAAACUGGUGUGUACGGUAGGGAUGAUGACAAAGAGAAGAUAAUUAAUUUGUUGUUGUCUGAUGAUGCCACUAGCAAUCCUGAGAUGAUCCCUAUUGUGGGAAUGGGUGGGAUGGGGAAGACAACCCUUGCUCAACUUGUUUACAAUGAUGCUAGGGUGGAUAAGAAUUUUGAUUUGAAAGCAUGGGUUUGUGUUUCUGAUGAAUUUGAUGUUUCUGUUACAACAAAGAAAAUUGUUGAGGUUGUUACUGCAUCAAGCAAUGACACCAACAACCUAAAUUCACUUCAAAUCAAGUUGAAAGAUAGUUUAACCGGGAAGAAAUUUUUACUUGUUUUAGAUGAUGUUUGGAAUGAUAAUUACAAUGAUUGGGACCUCCUAAGAGGACCUUUUAGAUUUGGGGCACCCAAUAGUAGGGUAAUAGUAACGACACGCAACGAAAGUGUUGCAAGAAUCAUGGGCAGUGCUCCUAGUCGUCACUUGGAGCAAUUAUCUUUUGAGGAUAGUUGUUCAUUAUUCGCAAAGCAUGCAUUUCAAAAUGGGGAUUUUACUGCACAUCGAGAUUUGGAGAUGAUUGGUAAAGAAAUUGUGAACAAGUGUAAAGGCUUGCCUUUAGCAGUGAAAUCGCUCGGAGGUCUCUUGCGAUCUAAGCUGGAUAUUGAGGAAUGGAAAAAUAUAUUAGAAAGUGAGAUGUGGCAUUCUCAAAUUAACAUUCUUCCAGCUCUAAGAUUGAGUUACCACUAUCUCCCUUCACAUUUAAAGCGAUGCUUUGCAUAUUGUUCAUUAUUUCUUAAAGAUCACAAAUUUGAAAAGGAAAAGUUAGUUCAGUUAUGGAUAGCAGAAGGCUUUGUUCAGCUACAACCUAAAGGCAAUAAAUCAAUGGAAGAUGAAGGUAGCAACUACUUCUCUGAACUAUUAUCAAGGUCCUUUUUUCAGCGAUUGAAUGACACCCAUUCCUUCUUUGUAAUGCAUGACCUUGUCCAUGAUUUAGCUGAAUUCAUAUCUGGAGAGUUUUGUUUUAAGUUAGGAGAGGAUCUUGACAAGCCUGGUGGUCUUUCUGAAAAAGUCCGUCAUUGCUCAUAUGCUCAGGCCAGAUUUGAUGCAUUUGAGAAAUUAAAUGUUGUCACUAAGGCCAAGUAUUUACGGACUUUCAUAUCAUUUACGCAAAGGAAUGGUAAUUUCCUAAGCAAAAAGGUCUUACAUGAUAUCCUGCCAAACCUGAAAUGCUUAAGGGUGUUAUCUUUAUGUGGUUACGAGAUUUCUGAAUUGCCUCACACAAUUAAUAAGUUGAUACAUUUACGCCAUGUGGAUCUCUCCAACACAAGACUCAAACUGUUACCUGAUUCAAUUUCAACCUUGUGCAAUCUACAAACAUUGAAUUUGUCAGGUUGUGAAAAUCUUAUCAAGUUGCCUAUGGAUAUUGGGAUGCUAGUUAACUUGCGUAAUCUGGAAGUUUGUUAUACGAAGCUAACAGAAUUGCCUGUGGAUAUCGGGAAGCUAAUUAACUUGCGCCAUCUGGAAGUUUGUCAUACUAAGCUGACAGAAUUGCCUGUGGAUAUUGGGAAGCUAAUUAACUUGCGCCAUCUGAAUGUUGCUUUUACUAGCCUAACAAAGUUGCCUGUGGAUUUGGGUAAACUUAUUUACUUGCGUUAUCUUGAUAUUAAUGGAACUAAGUUAACAGAAAUGCCAAUGCAGAUCAGCAAGUUGGUAGGUCUCCAACACUUGACGCAUUUUGUAGUUGGCAAGGAGAGUGGGUCAAGGAUCAGUGAGUUGAGGUCGCUUUAUCAUCUUCAUGGGAAACUCUCCAUUUUAGAGCUGCAAAAUGUGAUCGAUUGUAAGGAUGCACUUGAGGCAAAUUUCAAGGAUAAGGAGCACCUCGAAGAGUUAGAAUUGGAAUGGAGUGGUGAUACACACGGUUCAAAAAAUGACAGCGAUGUACUUGACAAUCUAAAGCCUCAUACAAACUUGAAGAAUGUCACGAUCAAAGGCUAUGGAGGCAGAAGAUUUCCAGAUUGGUUAGGAGAUCUUUCAUUCUCUAAAAUAGUGGAUUUAUGUCUUUCUAAUUGUAUAUAUUGUGACUCCUUGCCAUCACUUGGGCAGCUGUCGCGUCUGAAACACCUUUCUAUUUGUGGGAUGAAAGAAGUAAGGAAGGUGGGUGUGGAGUUCUAUGGGGAUGCUUCUCUGAUCAAACCAUUUCAAUCUUUGGAGACUUUAAGGUUUGAGAAUAUGGCAGAGUGGGAGGAAUGGCAUGCAUUUGGGGCUGGAGAGUUUUCUCGCCUUCUAGAGCUUUCUCUAUUGUGUUGCCCCAAUCUAACCGGGGAAUUACCCAAUCACUUUCCAUGUUUAAGGACAUUCAGAAUUUCUGAAUGCCAAAGCCUGGAGUCUAAUCAAGUUGGGCUAUUGCUACAACAAAACAUGUGUUCUCUUCAAAAAUUGGAGAUUUCAGACACGUCAAACUUGAUGCAAUUGCCGUCAGAGUUGCAACAGCUGCAUUCUUUAAAGGAAUUGAUAAUUUCAAAGAUGCCAAACCUGAAGGAAUUGCCACCGGAUCUGUGGAGACUAAAAAAUCUAGAAAGGUUGCAGAUAGAAGGAUGCUCAAGCCUUGUGUCAUUUCCGGACUUUGCAUUGCUGCCGAAGCUCAAGACACUGGAGAUCAAAAAUUGUGACGCUGUACAGUCCCUACCAGAAGGAAAGAUGCGCUUCAACACUUGCCUUGAGGAUUUAUCCAUCUCUGAUUGUCCAUCUCUGGCGUCUUUCCCCAUUGGCAUUGUACCGGCCACAUUGAAAAAGCUUCACAUCUCUAAUUGCGAGAAAUUGGAGUUACCCGUAAUGUCUGACGAAAUGGAGCCCUGCUCCACCUCCAUUGAACAAGAGUAGUGAUUCUCUCAAAUCUCUGUCAUUGCAAAAUAUGACACAGAUUUUGAUCUACAACUGCCCCAGAUGAAUCCUCAGUCAUCAGGCCAAGCAGUAUCCAAUCAAUGUUGUCCACGGAACAAAGAAGAUGGAAUGGGAAGUGUUUUUGACAAAGAUCUGCACAGCGAGAGAGAAAUGGAGCUCGAAUUCAUAGCAUUUUUCAUCUUUUCCUUUUUGGUUCUGAAGUUCCAUUGGAUUCUCCAUAGAACUGCUAAACCUUCGACUUUGUUGAAGACGGUGGCAUGUACUAGUGUACAACAAAUGUUGUGGGCAGAACAGCAACAUUAAUCUCUGGGUACAUAUUAUGGAUGCAAGUGGAUACCGGAGCCUGGAGACUGAUGUCUGAUGCUGAAUCACAAAAUCAUGGAACCUAUCAAGAAUGUGAUUUGGUGUCCAACACUUUCUCAUUUGCUUAUUGUGAUAUGAUCAAGGUUGAUAGAUGUACUAUUGCCUAGUGAUGGUCACUCCUAUAAGCAACACUACUGGUUCGAGCUCACAAAUCACAUUGAUGUAGGUUAAUUAUGGGUUUCAAUUAUUUGUGCUUUGCAUUGUUCUUCAAAGUGUUCAUAUAUUUGUUGAUUCAGCCAAUAUAUGUUGCUUAGAGGCCCGUUGUUGAUUGUAUCCCCCCAGUAAAUGUUAAAUCAUUUCCUUUGUUUUCUUCAUA